AUGACAGCAGGCUUCGUCGUCGAACCUGGUUCCGCCGAGGAACCUGCUAUCGACGCCACGCUGCUGCACUCACUGGGGCCCAAUCUUCGAUCGACCAUUCCCAAAUGCGCCGGAUGUGGUGACAUAAUUCUGGACCGAUUUAUCUUGAAGGUUCUCGAACGGCCGUGGCAUUCAAAAUGCUUGAAAUGCUCCGACUGUCAAGCUCCGUUGGCGAACAAAUGCUUCGCUCGAGCCGGUCAUCUCUAUUGCAAGGACGAUUUUUUCAAAAGGUACGGUACGAAGUGUGCCGGCUGCGAGCAAGGCAUUCCUCCUACGCAAGUAGUUCGACGCGCUCAGGAAAACGUUUAUCAUCUGGCCUGCUUCUCCUGCAUCCUAUGUAAACGCCAGUUGAAUACUGGAGAUGAAUUCUAUCUCAUGGAAGACAAUAAACUCGUCUGUAAAGCCGAUUACGAAGCCGCCAAAGCAAGAGAGGGUAGCACGAAACGACCUCGUACGACAAUCACUGCAAAGCAGCUGGAGACGUUGAAAUCAGCUUAUAAUCAGAGUCCGAAACCUGCGCGACACGUGAGGGAGCAGCUUUCGCGCGAUACAGGUUUGGACAUGCGAGUCGUUCAGGUUUGGUUCCAGAAUCGGAGAGCGAAAGAGAAACGCUUGAAGAAAGAUGCGGGAGGCAAAGCUCGUUGGGUUGCCAGUGCAGGGGAUUAUUAUGGAGCUCCUCAAUCCGGCGGUGGUGGACGGAAACGACCGCCUAGCUCAGCGGAUUCCAAACACGGGGACGACUCGAAAGACAACAGUCACGCCUUGUAUCAAGACGAAAUCUCGGAGCCCUUCAGCACCGGAGGUUGUGGCACGCACGGUCUCGGAGGAAUGUCCUCGGAUUCCGAGGAAGACGACCAUAUCAUUGACGACGAUUCCGACCCGAACAGGCCCCAAUCCGCCUACUCGGGAUACAAUCUCGCGUCUCCUGCGCACACUCCGACGGAUAUCUGCAACUGCACACAACUGAAAAUGAUCGCUAAACUCUUCGCCUUCCUCGUCGUUCUGGCUCUCGUUGCCGCCGCUACCGCCCAAUUCUACGGCGGGUAUGGCCGCGGCUACGGCGGUUACGGUGGAGGAUACGGUGGCGGAGGAUACGGUGGAGGAUACGGACGAGGAUACGGCGGAUACGGUCGUGGCUACGGCGGAUACGGUCGCGGCUAUGGAGGUUACGGCCGUGGAUACUACGGCUAAGCAAUGCUCUCUCCAUCGAAUCUCAGACCUCGACAAGAACGAUUCGUUCAAGCUCCCCACCUACCGGCACCUUGUACCAAAUGUAUUGUAGAAUAAACUUGUCUGUUUCCGCAGACCAUACUCGAGAAGA
Messenger RNA from Galendromus occidentalis (western predatory mite), 1360 nucleotides. RefSeq names its product Lim3 homeobox protein. NCBI's taxonomy places the organism in Eukaryota, Metazoa, Arthropoda, Arachnida, Mesostigmata, Phytoseiidae. Gene Ontology annotation, biological process: regulation of transcription by RNA polymerase II; neuron differentiation. Gene Ontology annotation, cellular component: nucleus. The coding region runs from base 1 to 1230 and encodes 409 amino acids. The record is from RefSeq and is a predicted model, not a curated record. The transcript has 8 exons. Gene Ontology annotation, molecular function: DNA-binding transcription factor activity, RNA polymerase II-specific; RNA polymerase II transcription regulatory region sequence-specific DNA binding; zinc ion binding.